CUCUGUGCUUUUCUCCCACUAAGGAUCUGCAGAAUAAUGGAGUCGCAUCACACAGCAGCUCUCAGUGUUUUCAGCACAGCAGACUUCACACUGGAGCUCAUUUAACCCCGGGAUGUAUAAAUUACUGUAAAGUUUUCUCUUCUUUUUUUUUUUUUUUAAAUUUACAGCACAAGGACUUCUUUCAUACGUUUUUCUGCGUCAUGUAUUUUUAUGUCGUCUGACCUUUUCCGUGUUUUUAUGUUUAUCUGAGGGGGAUUAACAGACCCACCAUGGUCUCUCCUACAUAAAUCAACAUUUUUUUCCCCUAUAACUGCAGGCUGCUCUCUGUUUACCUAUAUGAAGGGAUGGGAGGAUCUCAUUGGGUUUUGCAGAAGAGCUGUGCUCCGUGCACAGAUGGGUGUUGUGGAGGUAAAAGCAGCCUCGGAUGAAGUGAGCAGCUCAGGUUUUUCUGUUUGCAGGCUGUGCGUCAUGGGCUGAGCUCCUGCGAUGACUCUUUUCCACCGAAAGCUGUUUUGAAUUAUCCGAGGAUGGACGACGGAGACGGAUAAAGACUUAUCGGACAGACAGAGUUAAAGUAUCUUCACCUUUACGCGAGGAAACUGCGCGCGCACCGGCACGGAGGCGCACCGGAGCUUUGGAGCGCACCAGACUGGAGCUGGAGCGUCAGACAGAUCACAGAUCCAGUCUCUCAAUCCGAGGUUUUUACAGUGCAGUUUGGUUGUUGAGUUGAAGUUUAUAGGUAGAUAGAUCUUCAAGUAGUGGUUUUACAAAGACAUUUCCCUUUAGAUUUAUUCAGUUAAAUGAGUCUAAAUAAUACAUGACCAUGCGUCUUUGUGCGCCUGGAGUUAAAAUAGACGGUCCCGUUGAUGUGGUUUUAGUUGCUUUGACCGGGACACGCUGUUAGAGUUGGAUAUUUGGCUUCGGGUUCAUUGGUUUAACCCUCAGGUUUAAAUGUUAAAUCAUUUUACGCACACUUCUCUUCGUGUUUGGCUUUGAGGCUCCGCUCAGUUUGACCCCACCAGAGACCCCCGUCUCCUCCAUCCUCCCACCGGACCAUGUGGCUCCCCCGCCUCGCUCUGCUGCUGCUGCUCCGGUUCUCCGGUGUGUCGCCGGUGGACGGACUCAACACGUGUCAGACCAUCAACCUGGACGCGCAGAAGUCGCGGCGCAUCGAGGCCGUGCGCGGACAGAUCCUCAGCAAGCUCCGCAUCCGCAGCCCGCCGGACGACGACGAGCAGCCGCCGCCGCGCCCGGUGCCGCCGGAGGUCAUGCUGCUGUACAACAGCACGCGGGAGCUGCUCAAGGAGCGUGCGCGCCUGGCCGAGUCCACGUGCGAGCGCGAGAGCAGCGAGGAGGAUUAUUACGCCAAAGAGGUUCAGAGGAUCGACAUGAUACCUCCACAUGUUACUGGCACAAACACAGUGCAGCCGGACGCACCCAACCCCCACCAUAGAGUCGUCCACUUCGACGUCAGUGGAGUCGACCUGACCAACAGCACCCUGGUUAUGGCCGAGUUCAGGAUCUUCAGAGCUCCCAACCCGCAGGCCCGGGCCUCAGAGCAGAGAGUGGAGAUCUAUCAGCUGCUGAAGCCAGAUGAGGACAGCACCUCCACUGAACGUUACAUCGACUCCCGCACCGUUCAGCCCAGGGCGAAGGGAUCCUGGAUGUCUGUGGACGUCACAGAGACCAUUAAGGACUGGUUGUCAGACACAGAGAACAAUCUUGGCCUGAAGCUGGGCGUCCACUGUCCCUGCUGCACCUUCGUCCCGUCCACCAACAACAUCGUUCCCAACAAGAGUGAGGAGCUGGAGGCCCUGUUCGCAGGUGUUGAUGACGAGCAGCUUCGUCAGUUCAGAAAACCCGGUCAGGUCAAAGGUCAGGCGGAUUUCAGCUCCAAGACGCCGCACCUCAUCCUCACCCUGCUGCCCAGCGACAGAGUCGACAACCCGACCAAGAAGAGCCGCAAGAAGAGGGCGGCCGCCACAGAGACCACAACCUGCACCCGUGGCUCAGACCAGGGCUGCUGCUUGCGCUCGCUCUACAUCGACUUCAGGCGUGACCUCAACUGGAAGUGGAUCCAUGAGCCCAAAGGUUACAAAGCGAACUUCUGUGCCGGAAACUGUCCUUACCUCUGGAGUGCCAACAACCACUACAACAUGAUCCUGCCCCUGUACAACAAGCUGAACCCUGAGGCCUCCGCCUCGCCCUGCUGCGUCCCUCAGGACCUGGAGCCGCUCACCAUCAUGUACUUCAUCGGCCGCACACCUCGUGUUGAGCAACUCUCCAACAUGGUCGUCAAGUCCUGCAAGUGCCGCUGAGGGAGGAGAGCUCAGAGAUGGAGGUCGGGGGCAGACAGGAGAGGAAUGAUUACUGGACUAAAAAAAAAAAACCAACAAACCGCUUCGCUCGGGGGGAAAUAACAGACGAGGACAGACGGAUGGAUCCUGUGUUCAUUAAUCUAGUUUGAUCGACUUUAGCAGACUUUUUCCAGAUAUCAGGAUUCUUUUUCUCCAAUUCUUUUCAGGCUUGAGAACGUAUCAGAUCAUUAUACUUCAUUUUCUGGAACUUUCCAUCUGAUAUAGGACACUGUAAAUAGGACACAUAGCUCUAUUAAACCUGUAUUUGGACAUCAAAAACAGGCUGUUGUGUGAUUUGGCCACAGUUGCUGCUGCAUAAGAAGGAUUCUCUUUAUCAGGAUUUUGAUUCCACCUCGGUUGUAAUGCUGCGGCCGUGGGCAGCCAGACAUGUGCUUGUUUGCUUUAGGUUUCAAGGUGUCGAUUGGGAGGAGGCGUCGUGGAAAGGUUUUGCAGACGGAGAUCUUUAGGCGAGGGAGGCAGGCAGCAGAUAGAAAAGAGAGAGAGGAGCUGUGUCCAGGCAGAGGCCCUGCCAGCCCUCUGCGGUCCCGGGCUGAAAUCUGCCCGGCGUAAACAGGAUGUGAAAGGGUUCCAGACACCGAGCCGACCACUCACGGAACGCUACAUUUAAAUGCUCCCCUCAUCUCCUCUGUCUCUCACUCCCUCUCUCUCUCUCGCUGCUGCUCGAGGUUCUGGGAUUUGUGGUGGGAGGAGAGACAGAGAAAAGAGAGGCUUUGAAAAUGAGACGUGGGAUGAUAGGGCUGCAUUUGGAAUGGCUACAAGUUUGGAAGGUGGUGUUUUGCAGCCUUAGCAAAUUUGUAACUGUUUGGGUCAGGCUCAAAAAUUCUGUAAUCACACACUCUGCUUAUUUUCUGAAUGUAUGUUUAUUAUCUUAUUGUAAAAAGCUGUUGACUCAUAGCUGUUCUUAUGCUAUGAUUAUAUUCUGUCAUACCUAUGUUUAUCAGUCUCACACACACACACACACACACACACACACACACACACACACACACACACACACACACACACACCCAAGUAUCCACAUUGACCACUUUUGAUAGAAUGUCUAAAUGCUGAAAAUAAAAAACAUCCCCAGGGCUCAUUUUAAAUAUAGGCCCUCUGGUAUGCAAGUGGUUUGUGUGCGCGUCUGUACAGUAUGUGUGUGUCUGUAUGUGUGUGAGUGUGUGUAAGUGUGCGCAUGAGUGUGGCUGGUGAGGUCAUGCGUGAUAGUACAGAAAAUAUCGUGUUGUGUGUGAAAAACAUCUGUAUAUAUAGUAUAUCUUUGUGAGGACCAUUUUGAGCAUAGACCUUACAGAGUGAGGACAUUUUGGGUGGUCCCCACUUUUCAAAGAGCUGUUUGAGGGAUAUGACUUGGUUAGAACUGAUAUGACUUAGUCAGGGUUAGGCAUUUAGUUGCAAAGGUUACUGUAGGGGGCUAGGGAAUGCAUUAUGUCAAUGAGUGUCCUCACUAAGAUAGAAGACGUGUGUGUGUGGUCCAGGUAUUUCUCAUGUUGUGGGGACCUACAUCUGGUAACACACAUUAUGGGGACUUGUCUUCCUUUAUUGGACAAAAAUCAAGUCUGCAUAACUUAAAUCAUUAGAUCUUAAGGUGAAUAUAGGUUUUUAGGUUGAGGCUGAGGUUAAGCUUUAAAUUUGGGUUAAGAUUCAGGGUUAGGGUUAGGGUAAGGCAAGUAGUAACGCUUAGGUUAGAGUAAGUCAGAGCAAGUAAAUAAGAAACACAACUCUCUCUGUGUGUGUGUGGGGGGGCAAUUUUGGUUCUAUACUAUCAUUGUGACGACAUUUUCAGGUUGUGAGGACAUUUUGGCAGUUACCUCACAAAUUAAAUUGGCUUUUUGAAGCCUAAGACUUGGUUUUAGGGUUAGAAUUAGGUUUAGGUUAGGGUUAGGGUUAGGCAUUUAGUUGUGAUGAUUAGGGUUAGGGUUAGGGGCUAGGGAAUGCUUUAUGUCAAUGAGUGUCCUCACAACUAUAGAGACGCACGUGUGUGUGUGCGUGCGUGCGUGCGUGUGUGUGUGUGUGUGUGGACAGUGAAGUUUGAGCUGAAAAGGAAGCAACCCAGUCUGACCAAUACGUGGUCGCCAAAACGGCGUCUAGUCGUGGAUGUAUUAACAGACUCUGUGGUUUUCAUGCAAUUAGUCAAAUGAUUGCACAGCCACAUGAAAUACUGGCUUCUGAUUGGCUGGCAAGUGCUUGUUAAAAUAACACUAUAACUGGACGUCUCAAACAUCUAAAUAACCACUAAGUUAAAUACUCAAGGUGCGUUUAAGGGUUAGGUAACAUAUUUUCUCAUUUACCUCUAAUAACAUAAUGAUGGUUUGUUUCCUAUUCAGUGGAGGUAAAUGGGAUUUACCUUUAAUGAAUUUUCCUUUUUCAUACAUUCUUGUAACAGUUUCAAUUAAAAGUGUUAUAGUUAGAUAUUCAAAUCAUGUUUCUGCAGAGACUCCUGGAAUUUCUCAGUGAUGUUAACACAACAAACAAAAUUACAUUCACCCCUUUUGCCUGUGAAAAUCUGGGCAUAUAAAAACCCAAACUGUUUUGCCAGACCGACCACUGAGGGUGAAGAAACACAAAGUGGAGUUUUUAUAUUCUGGAUCAACUGGGCCCUUAAAUGGUCCGUCACCAUAGCAACAGUGCUUCUGCAGUCGUAUAGUUGGCAGUAAAGUCUCACUGGUGAAACUCACAACACUAUGAAGCAGCUGAGGAUUUAAACAGCAGCUUUUAUUCGUCUGUGGUAUGUGUCAUGGUCGUGGUUUAGACGUGAUAAUGCUCUUGAGUCUUGUGUACAACUAAUUAGUCAACAGGAAGCAGCAGUGGUGCACAUUAAAAGUUUAUUUACUCCAAUAAUGUGUGAAAAUUACAAAGAGUAUUUUCAUUUUAUGCCACUUUAAACUUUUACUACAACAAUGAUUGUCCUUUAUACCGCUCUACAUUUCCUCUAACAGCUGUAGUUACUGGUUAUUUUAAGGAAGAUUUUAAAUACAAAACACACUGAGGUAUGAGCUCAAAAUACGAUGCAUUUUAAACUAUCAAACUGUAUUUGAAUCAUUAUAUAAUUCCGUGAUGCGGAUUAAAUCAUUAAAUCUUAUUAUUGUGGAAUUAUUACUGUUCAUUUCUUAUUAAGAGUUUGUAAGAUUGAAUUUGAACUUCUUUUUAACAUUAUUUUUAUCAAACACAAAAAUAACACAAACAAUGCCAACAACAUACAAUGGCCACAAGAACUGACCAUUUAGCUUCACUCCAUGAUAUAUAAAUCAAUAAUAAUGAUAAUAUAUAUUCUAAGUAAAUAUAUAUACAAAUGGGAAAAUUUCUACAGUACGCCCAUAUCUUUACCUCGAUUAGCUACACUAUUAAAACAGGUAACCGGCUUUAAUUCAAAUCUUAAAACCACGUUGGCCACAGAUGAAACUAAUGUAUUGCACUUUGAAGUACAUUUACCUGUUAGUACCUUUGUACUGUUACUUCUCUAGGAUUCAGUAUUUCUACUUUCUUGUAUUCGUAUAGGCUACUUUUACUUGAAUAAAGGAUCUGAAUAUUUCAUUUACCUCUGAGGAUAGGUCGUGGUCAUUGUUUCAACAGGUCCCAUCUCUGCCUUGUGCGUUAAAUAAUAAAACCAGGAGACACACACACUUACCUCCGUUCAUUUCAGAGUCUAACUAACGACUUCUUUGGCCAAUUCAGUCACUUAAAACAAUAAUUAGAAUGAAAAUAUAAAAAGGACUUCAAUUAUACGGUUGUGGACCACAAAUAAAAAACAGUUCACCUCCAUUGUGUUAAAUAUUAUACAUGGAUAUGUAAAAUAAAUGUAAAUUAAACCAAA
This is a messenger RNA of Hippoglossus stenolepis (Pacific halibut), 6189 nucleotides long. RefSeq names its product transforming growth factor, beta 5 (gene tgfb5). Lineage: Eukaryota; Metazoa; Chordata; Actinopteri; Pleuronectiformes; Pleuronectidae. Gene Ontology annotation, biological process: regulation of cell population proliferation; SMAD protein signal transduction; transforming growth factor beta receptor signaling pathway. The transcript is spliced from 7 exons. Gene Ontology annotation, molecular function: growth factor activity; cytokine activity; type II transforming growth factor beta receptor binding. The coding region runs from base 1056 to 2318 and encodes 420 amino acids. The record is from RefSeq and is a predicted model, not a curated record. Gene Ontology annotation, cellular component: extracellular region.